AAAAAAUGAGAGAUCUUGUGGCAAGUCUAGAGUCUAGUCACGCUCGAGUUUUAGACGGUAGCGUGUAGGCCUAAAAAAUGAGGUCAGUAACUUUUGUUGAAAAUGUUGAACUAGAAUUUGAAGGAAAUUUACUUUCAAACGACGUGAUUCUAGGAGAUGUAAACAAUGAUGGAGAACAUGAGUUAGUUGUUGGGAAUGUUGAAGGUGACUUGAGUAUCUUUAAGGGAGAUUGUGUCAGUGCCUGGGCAAGAUGUACUGGCCUGGGCAUGAUAACAUGUGUAGGAAUUGGUGAUGUUUUUAAUAAGCUAAAGAAUGUGGUUGUGACUGUAAAUGCUGAAGGAUGGUGCAAUAUCUUUCAGUUCAACUCAGAAGAAAAGAAACCAAAGGAAAUGGUGCCAUGUCACACCCAGCAUCUGGCAGCCAACAUUAAAAUGAUGCUUAUAGAUGAUGUGGAUGGCGAUGGGAUGUAUGAACUGGUCGUAGGUCACACCGACCGAGUCAUCCGAGCUUACAAAUGGAUGGCCAUCAAUGAAGCUGAUUCAAGUAAACCAAGUUCUGGAAGUCUUAGGCUUAUGCAGAUGUGGGAGCCAGCUGGCCAGAUUGGUUCGAUAGCGCUUCACCAUCAUGAUGGUAUUCCCAAGCUAGUGGCCUCCCAGCCCGGCUUCUGCUACGUGGAACUGAAGUGUAACUGGGUGGAGGACGGUAAAGAGAAACCUAAGAACGAGAACUCGGUGUUGAUAGUCACUCACGCCAUCUCAAGUGUGAAGGCUAGAAACAGCAGCAUCACAACAGAAAUAAGUGGACAUCUUUCACAAGGAACAAGUGUUGUUGAUGAACAUAAAAGUCAGCCAGACAAGUUUGUUCUCAGUUCAUUAGAUGGAAACCUGAUGAUGAUACAGGAAGAUAAAAUGGUGUGGUCAUACAAACUUGACCAUCAGCUGUUCUCGCUGACCACACUGGACAUCACUGGAGAUGGCAAAGAUGAAGUGCUGUGUUGUGCUUGGAACGGCUUGACGUACAUUGCUGACCAGGACAAUAACAUUGCCAAUUUUAGAUUUGAAGGCAACGUGUCUGCAUUUUGUGCUGGAAAAUAUACAAUAGAUGGUCAAACUAACCCAUGUUUAGUGUAUGCAACGUUUGACAGCAAAAUAUAUGUGUAUUACAAUGUCAAACUUCCACGAAUCAAUACAAUAAAUCUGUUUGAUCUACUGGAAUCUGAUGAUGAUUAUCUUGAAGCGCUUCGACGUCGCGGCAUUGAUGCGACAGAUAAAGCAGCUCAAGCCAGACUUAUACGACAGGUACUAUAUGGUAGUGGAUCAAGUCCUGGAACCUGAAGUUAGUUAUGCACAACUAUGCCUUCCUUGCACUUAAGUAGACGAGCUCUGUCAGCCUCUGACGCUGCCUCGGGCUCAGAGAUGCACCCUGUUUAUAAUUCCUAAAAUCUGUGUUACUUCUUUGUGUCAUGGGAUCCAAAGGAAGGAAGUUUUCGUAAAUAAUAGGAUAACAUUUCUGCAGGAAUAGUAUUGAUUAUUCGUACAGUUAUUUGCGGAAACACGGAUGCCGUGUCAGAGGCAUGUAAACACAGCUUGAUGGUCUGUCACAAAGAGUUUUGUGAGUUUAAAUUGAAAGACCAGAAUAGAACAAACAAUAUAUGUGGUUAAAAACAACAACACCCAUCAGAAUGAGUUUCUUGUGUGAUAGAAGGACCAGAACAGAACAUAAGUGAAGAUUUAAACCAAGCAAUUGCUACUCACUUUUUUUUAGUCAUAAAAAGUCACAGGUCAAUUUUGUAGUUACUGUUAUAUAUUAGGUGGCAAUUUAUUUCACAUGACAAACAUACAUGGAUGCUCUGAGGCUGAGGAAGUGGAUUUGUUUUGGUCAUUUGAAAAUAAAUCCUCUAACAGGAAUUGAACCCAGAAUUACUGUCUAAAGUGCUACAUUCUCCUUAAUUAUUCUUCACAAAUGCAUCUUACGACGGACCAAUCAAACUCCGCCUGUGAGCGUUAGGCGACACAACAUCAUCUGGCGAUCCAUUGCGCGCAUGUGAUGGCGUUGUGUUCUCUAUGGAAUUUCGUAUCGGCUGAUGACUGGGGCACAGUGAGUGCUAAGUCACACUAUGGGAAGAGGAGUCACAUGUUUAGGAUUAAAAAGGGAAAUAUCUUAACCAAGCCACAGCAGCACUCCAAAUAAUUGUACAAUAAACAGAUUGGUAGGAUGUGAUGAGUAAUAUUCUGGAACAAUCUUAGAGGAAAAAACUUGAAAACCACAUUUUGAGACACCACACUGUGGCCUUCAUACUACAGUGGCUCAAGAGCAAAAUAUAAGAAGUGAGGUCUAGAAAACAAACCUCACUUCUGGCCAAUCUUUCGCCCCACCCAUGUUAUUAUUGCAUUACUUUUUCAUAAAGAAUUUGUAGGCACUAAUCAUCAACGGUCAAAUGGCCGGCAGCCUACACAUUUCAUAAAUUCAACAUUGAAUCCAAGACCCAUCAUAACCUAGUAAUACGCCACUGUACAUUUUACCACAUUUAAUUGCACAAUAUACCAACAAUAUUUGGGGAAAAAAGAGUGGUUUAUGUUUUAUAUUGACUGAAUGAAAACCAGUUUUAAUUGCUAUCAUCAAAUUAUCUUUAUGUUACCAUAAUAACAGUCUUUUUCAAGGCAAUCUUUGAGUCUGCAUUUAUUUUACCUCUUUAGGAUCAGCCCAUAGAAAAUUGUUUUCUAAAACUCCAUGACACAAAACAUAUAGUGGCUAUAAGCCUUACCUGAUUCUCCUGUUUAAAAAAAUGAUAAUGUUCUUGUAAUCAAUUAAAGUUUUGAAGAUUUUCAUGGAUGGAUAGAUAGAUAUAUUCUGUGAUAACCCAUGAAAGUCUGAGAAAAAGUUAUUUCCAGUGAAUGGUUUUCCUUGUUUACUUUUUACGUCUCAUCCGAAAAAUGGUGCGGUAUCGUAACUUGCAUUUCAGCCCUCCAGCUAAAAUACAAGGAGAGAAGCGAUGGGAAUUGAACCGGGAACUUAUAGAUUUCCACUGUUCAGCGAUCACACAGUGGCUAUAUUUGUUUUUCGUUUUGUUAGCUCAUUAAGUUUUUGUAGUUUCCUUUUCUAAGGGCUGGAGGCCUAUAAAAAAUCAAUAAAUGUCCUAGACCAAGUAUUUAGGAACGAACAAAUGGCUGCCACCAGUUUAGCCGACUGAGCUAAACAGCUUUCACUAUUCAUAAACAACACAAGCUCUAGGAUUCUGCAAAUAAGGCACGUGAGUGGAGAUAAAGUUACGCCAGGAUAUCCCGCAAUGGUCUUGCUGUUAACUUAAUAUUCUUAGCUAGGAUUUAAGGCCCAUUAUUGUAGCUUCUAGGUAAUCAGGACUGGGGUACGCAUUAAUCCUGUUCAAUUGCUAGAGUUUAGUUGGCUUGGGAAUCAUGUGAUAAUGUUUAAUGUGUUUAUACAUAGGACCCAAUAAAUAUAUCUCAGAGCGCUUUAUUGGAAUACGUCAGCAAGAACAAUAACAAACCAAAUCUAAUAAAUCAAUCCUAACUCUAACCAAAGAAACUAAGGAAAUACUCUGAAAUAUCAGAGCAGAACUGAAACAAAUCGCAAUCUCCCAUCACCUGAUGAACGAAUAAGUUUGAAAUAUAAAUUUAUGAUAGCUGCACAUAUUUUAUAUAACUACCAUCACUGUGGCAAUGAAAGUGUGAGAAAUAAAAUAAUUUGUUAUCUUCUAACAUUUAUAUAAUGUAAAGCUUUUUUUUGUUGUUAGCCUUGCACACACUACAUAUCAUAUGUUGGACGAAUUUAAAUAAUAGUUAUGACAAUGUCUAUUUUAAGUGGAUGGAAUUCACCGAGUGGUUCAGAUGCUUGAUUUAUUAAUUGAUUGCCUUUUUAAAUCAUGAGCCUUAGCCAAUAACAACUCUACUUAAACAUGAAA
Molecule: messenger RNA, 3919 nt
Organism: Anneissia japonica
Lineage: Eukaryota; Metazoa; Echinodermata; Crinoidea; Comatulida; Comatulidae
Product: KICSTOR complex protein ITFG2-like
Exons: 13
Coding region: 78-1334 (418 amino acids)
Biological process (GO): regulation of TOR signaling
Cellular component (GO): KICSTOR complex
Source: RefSeq, a predicted model, not a curated record